UCGUUGGUUGCUUUUGGCCCCAAGCAGCGCGCCUUAGGCGAAGCCGCGAAGACGCAAGAGACGUCAAACUUCAGAGACACCGUAGGCUCGCUCAAGCGCCUGAUCGGCCGGACGUUGAACGACCUCGAAGUGCAAGAAUACGAGAAGAAAUUCUUGAAUGCCAAGCUCGUCGAUGUGAAUGGCACUUUCUGUGUGCAGGUCAACUAUGUUGGCGAGCCGCACACGUUCUCCGCAACGCAACUCACCGCCAUGUACCUCAAUAAGCUCAAGGAUAUCGCGUCCGUGGAGCUCAAGACGGGCGUGUCCGACAUCGUCAUUGCCAUCCCCGGCUGGUUCACUGAGAUCCAGCGCCGGGCAAUGCUUGACGCGGCGGCAAUCGCGGACCUCAACUGCCUUCGGCUGAUCAACGACUACGCCGCCGUCGCGCUCGGGUACGGUAUCACGAAGGCGGACCUGCCCGAGCCCGAGAAUCCGCGGCAUGUUGUGUUCGUGGAUGUCGGGCUCUCCGCCUCCGUCGUCGCCUUCUCCAAGGGCCAGCUCGUCGUCAAGGGCACCGGCCUCGACGCCCACCUUGGCGGGCGCGAGAUCGACUACGCGCUCGUGCGCCACUUCUCGGAGUUCAAGACCAAGCACAAGAUCGACGUCAUGUCGAAUCCGAAGGCGACGUUCCGCCUU
Molecule: messenger RNA, 675 nt
Organism: Punctularia strigosozonata HHB-11173 SS5
Lineage: Eukaryota; Fungi; Basidiomycota; Agaricomycetes; Corticiales; Punctulariaceae
Product: heat shock protein 70
Exons: 2
Biological process (GO): protein folding
Cellular component (GO): cytosol; nucleus
Molecular function (GO): ATP-dependent protein folding chaperone; ATP binding
Source: RefSeq, a predicted model, not a curated record